Molecule: messenger RNA, 11639 nt
Organism: Cherax quadricarinatus
Lineage: Eukaryota; Metazoa; Arthropoda; Malacostraca; Decapoda; Parastacidae
Source: RefSeq, a predicted model, not a curated record
CACCCUGCCCGUGGCUGACCACGCCCGCCCUGCCUGUGGCUGACCACGCCCACCCUGCCUGUGGCUGACCACGCCCACCCUGCCUGUGGCUGACCACGCCCAACCUGCCUUGAGUUUGCCACGCCCUACACUUUAAGCUAAGCGCAUCCUGUUAAGCUAGUGGGUCUGAGAAUUAUCUUCCACACGGCCCAGUCUCAGAUCAAGCCUCUUAAUUAAGCUGGGGAGGAUAGAUUACAGAAUUAAGAACUACGAAGUACAUAGGAAAGUAAAGGACGGUAGCAUCUUCCUUGUAUGACUGCUGUCUACCAACUGCCUGUGUUGCGGGUUGACCACAUCUACCAACAGUUUGUUGCAGUGCAGUGUAGCAACCCAGUCUACCAGUCAAGAAAAUGACUUCGAAACGUAAGAAUAUGAGACUCAUAUAUAUGAAGGUUGGAGGUUCAGCUCCAAUGGGGUCUUCUCUGAGGGCAAGAUCAUUUGUCCUUGGUGUGAUGGUGGCUUCCUUAACUUGGGCCAUUAUCAUAUAUCUCUAUUUCUCCCUCGCUCAGGAGUCGACCUUGUCUUCUCAGUAUCAACGUAGCAGUAAUCCUCGUGGUCCAGAAGGGCCUCAUGAGCUGCAUGUACGACAAAGCGGAAUAAGGGAGAUUGAAGGCCGUUCAGAGUUGAGACCAGCGAGAGGGAAAAAGUACAUGCAACAAUCAAACAAUGAGCUCAGCAAUAAGAUUGUUAGAAAGAAUAGUGUAAAUACAGGUAAUAGGAUUAUAGACAGAAGGAAAUAUAAAAAUAGCGAUAACUUUCGCAAAAAUGAAAUUGACAGAAAAGGAAGUAAACAGAUAGUGAAUAUUGAGCAAAAUGAAAUAGUAGAUAAUGAAGUUUCUGCUGAUCAAAGUGUCCUGGCUGAGCUUGGGUUGGUGAAGACUCGUCAAGAUCAAGAGGAAAAGGAAAAAGGUUAUCGUCUCCAUGCUUUCAAUACACUUAUAUCUACACGCCUCUCCUUACAUCGUCCCAUACCAGACACCAGAAACAAUAGAUGUAAGGAUAUAGAGUAUCCGUCCCAGCUUCCAUCAGCAUCUAUUGUAAUAUGCUUUUUUCGAGAAGAUCAUUCUGCUUUGCUUCGAACAGUACAUUCCAUUCUUGACCGGACACCUUCCCAUCUCCUACAUGAAAUCUUGCUAAUUGAUGACACAAAUGAAGAGAAGUAUCAUGCUGAGGUGUUAGACGAGAUGAAAGGAAUCAGCAAUAAAGUCUGUGUUCUCAAAACACCCCAGAGGGAGGGUCUGAUCCGAGCACGUGUUUUCGGUGCCAGACAUGCUACUGGCCAGGUGCUUGUCUUCUUAGAUAGCCAUGUUGAAGUGAAUGUAGGCUGGAUGGAGCCAUUGUUGGCACGAGUGUCAGAACACCACAACCAUGUAGUCACUCCAAUCAUUGAUGUAAUUUCUCCUGACACUUUUCAAUAUUCUGCCUCCCCUCUGGUGCGUGGGGGCUUUAAUUGGGGUCUCCAUUUCAAGUGGGAUACAAUUCCAGCAUUGUAUUUUGCUGACAAAAGUAAUUUUGUCAAGCCUAUUAGAUCUCCUACCAUGGCAGGAGGUCUUUUUGCUAUGGAUCGUAACUAUUUCAAAGAACUUGGUGAAUAUGACACAGGAAUGGAUGUCUGGGGUGGAGAGAAUCUUGAAAUGUCAUUUAGGAUAUGGAUGUGUGGCGGGGAGCUGGAAAUUAUACCUUGUUCUCGUGUGGGGCACAUUUUCCGCCGCCGCCGACCCUAUGGGGGACCAGGAGGGCAGGAUUCCCUCUUGCGAAACUCAUUAAGAGUGGCUCAUGUUUGGUUGGAUGAUUAUAAGGUAAGAGAUAAUAUAAAGAUGCUUGUGUACACUAUAUACUUCUAUGCCGUCACCCUAGUUGACUCGGUUGAAGAAAAUGGGUGCGUCUCAAGCUCAAAAGAUGGAACAGCCAAUUUGUUAGGACCAAUGAGCAUGCAUCAAACUAUGGGGGUAGCUCUCUACAAUAUAGCUGUGGGAUUGUGUUUAUCCGCCAGAGAAGAGAAAGUUGGAGCAUCCAUUACUAUGGCCAUGUGCUCAACACCCAAACUCGCUACUUGGGACCUUGUUGAUGUUUUGUAAAAAAUUUACUGUAGGAGAAUUCAUGAAAGUUUGUGAUUCCCUAUGGUUGUAUUCAAAAUUUUAAAAAAAUUCUAUUGGCACCAUUAUUGGCUCUUUUUUAACCCGAUUUCUGCCAAAUACUGUAUAUGCUUCAGUAUAGGCCGUGAUUUCUAAUAUUUAUUUUUUGGAACAAAGUAGGGGGUUAACAUGUUCAAAACUCACAAGCUGAGAUGGCAAGUUACUAUGGUACAGUAUGAAUGCUGGAUUUAGUCAUGUAGGGCCCCUGGGCAAACAGUGUGUGGGCUCCAACCCUGUUUUAUUAUUAUUGCUAUUAUCAUUAUUUCCACUAUUACUGCUAAUAUUUCUAAUAAUUUUGUAACUACUGCAUUUCAUAGUUAUUAUAGAUUCCUUUUUAAGACCGUUAUAAAUUAUCUGUAAAUAUGGUAUUUGCUUCAGUCAAAUAUCAGAGGAUUAUAUUAUGUUUUAAAUUCAUUAUAAAUUAAUAUUUGCUGUUGUUGUGUAUAUUAUUUUCUUGUAUGGGGCUCCAGUUUAUGGGGGACCCUGGGUAAUUGCCCCCAUGACCCUCUCUUCAAUCCAGUCCGGAUGGUACAGUACUGUAUGUGUGACCACGGUUUGAGGGACAGUGUCAGAAGAUGAAAUUAGCUUGUUAUUCCAUCUUUGAAAUGUAAUUUGAUUCUUCUACUACUGCUGCUCAGUUCUAAAAGUAUGUUUGACAAACACAUAUUAGAAAUGCUUGGAUGAGAGUAGGACCUGCAUAAAAUGAGCUAGUAUUGCAAUGUUCAAAUAUUUUUGUUUUUUUAUGCAGGAAAUCACUGGCUUGGCAAUAGCUGUAUAUAAGUGGAAAGAAUUAGCUGAGACUAGCAUGGGCUAGUAGGCCUACUGCAGAGUUCCUGCAGUUUUUAUAUUUCCUUGCCAUGAAUGGUCUCUUGAGUCCUGUUUUCUCAUUCUUAUAAAACAUGGGACUGAAGAGGCUACUCAUGGCAAACCAUUUCCUUGAUAAAUGUCUUGAAUUGCAUACAAGUUUCUUUGUCCACAUAAUUUUAGUAUUGCCAUAUAUGUUCCUCAUACAGGAAAACUGUAGUUUGGCAGUAAGCCAGUAGGCUUACUGCAUUACUGCUUUGUUUUUGUGGAAGAAAGCACUGUUUAAUAAAUGAGUUCUCAGUGAGUGGGAAUGUGAGGCGAGACAUGUGUAUAACAUUGGUAUUUAUCAAGAUGUUUGGCUUGGGGGAGUUUUUUAAUCCUCUGAAUGAGAAUGACAGCAAUGAGUAGGACCUACCUAGUAUCAGCCAGUAGGCCUGCUACAGUGCUCCUCUGUUCUUAUUAGUGUGAAAGACUGCUUUUGUUUUUCAUGAAGCAAGACCUUGAUGUAAUGAUUCCAACACAUUUUCAAUCAGAGAUAAUUUUCCACUUUAUUUUAGUCUUGUACUUUUGUUAGGCUAAACUUUAUUAAGCACUAUAUUUUUUUGUGUGCAAAGAAGAGAAUACCGCAUUCAGUAUUUUAAUUCUCUGAUGUUCCUCUUCUGUCCCUCAAGAACUAGGGUAGGCUUGUACAAGAGACAUGAAUGAGCAAAGAUUUUUGGGCAGAAAGUCGGGGGUUUACCUUUAUGCAGUCAUGCUGUACUUUAGCAUAUACGGUAAAAGUAUAAUUAAUAUUUUUUAAUGACUUGAUGCACUCUCCUUUAUUUUAAAAAUUUUGACUGAUUCUGUAUAUACCUUUAAUGUAUUUUUGUUUCAAAGUUUGAGGAAUAACUUGACAUAUAAUUAAUAUAUUUUAUAAAAAGGACACUAAUGGAACUCACUAUGUCAUUGAUAGAUAAUUAUUUUUGGUAGCUAAGAGUUUUAAAUAGAAUGAUUUUAUCCAUUAUUUUUUUACCUGGUACAGCAGUCAUGCAUUUUUGGUUGUGAUCCACUCUAGUUUAAUUAGUGCAGUUUUUAUACAUACAUGUACUUAAAACCCUACUUAAGAAUUGCUCUAUAUAUAUAGUAUUGAGUUAUUGGCCAAGAACUCCUAGAUUCCUACUUCUUGAUCAUUUUUUUAGCAUUUUGAUUUUUAAAUAGCUUAAUCUGGUUAAGUGCUUACAAAAAUAGUUAGCCAAAAUUAAACAAUUCUUUUUUGUAACUUUUUUUAACCUUAAUUCAUGAAGCGUUAACUCUACUUGGUCAUUCACUGCAGGAAGGGGUGGAGGCUUGGUCCUUUGGCCACUGUUUGCAGCCUGGUCUCAGGCCAGUCAGGUUGCUUCUGCUUUGUAUUAUGAGAGAUACACUAAAUGAAAUUUGAAUUUAGAAGUUCUUCAGAUGUUAGCAUUGUCUUAAGAAUAAACUUGAUUUUCAUCGCCUUAAAUUUCUUCUUAAUUAAGUUCGACUGUUCUAUUCCAUAUUGAAAACAUUCAUUACAGUGAAUCUUGCUUUACAGUAUAAGGAACAGUUUUGUCUUGCAUUAAUUUUUUGGAGAAUCUUGCCUACGUUCCAAGAGUAGAAUAUAUACAUAACUCCUCUUUUCUUGUUUUUGGCCAGUCCCUCAACAUUUGUAAAUACUUAGCCAAAGGUUUAACUGAGAAAAGGUAUUCAUCAUUAGGCAAUUCAUCAAAUUUAAAUCACCUCUGGUGCUGGUUUAAAGUUCUGUAUAUAUACUUGACAACUAAUCCUGCAGUCCAGGAUCACACUUACUGUUUGGAGAGGGUAUUCCUUGAAUUUUUAUGAACUGUAGAGACAGUGAUACCACAACACAUGUCAGAAACAAUUGUCUUCAAAUAUUCUUUUUUUUUUCUUUUUUUUUUUUUUUUUUUUGAGUUGUGUGUGCACGGUUGGCAUUAGCAAGAAAGCUGGGCUUUACAGAUUUUUUCAAAAUGCCUGUUUUUGAAUCGUACAAAAGAUGAAGGGUACUUAAAAAACAAACUAGCACAUAAAAUAUCUAUUUUAAUAUUUACUUUGAGGAAGAGAAUUUAUCCCUUUUUUGCAUAAUUAUCAAGCAAUAAAAGCUGGACAUGGGUUAUGAAUGUAUACGUAUUAUACUGCAUUAUCUGUCUAAAUUUUUUUUACACCUGCAUUUCUCACUGAAACGGUUAACCUAGAGAAGGACACUCAUUUGCUAGCUUUUAUUUUAAAAAAAACUGCAUAGAGAUCACAAUUCAAAGGACUAAACUGCAGCAUCCUCAUGCAUUACACAAAUAACCCGCACAUAGAAGAGAGGAGCUUACGACAAUGUUUCGGUCUGACUUGGACCAUUUGCAAAGUCACGCUCAUAAUGACAUGAUUGUAAACAACUCGCCAAAUGGACUAUUUGAACCCACGGCAAACCAUUUCUAAAAGUAGCAGGCCAUGGCAUUAUCUUCAGCCAUGGUGGAUGCAGAGUUCUGGAGGAAACUACUUAUCAGAGAUGUAGAUAGGCAUAAUAAGUUUUACAGUGCAAGUAUUACAAAACCCAAAACUAUAAUUAUGAUUGAAACUAUCCUUUGAUGUUCAAAAUUAGGUCUGUUAGUUGUGUGCAAUCUCUCAAGUGUUGCGGAAAACAUCAUUAUCAGUAGAGUAUUAGUAUGCAUGUCAGUGUUGUGAAGAUGUGUGGGUACCCAACAUACUGUGUGGUUUAUGGGGAUGUUUGAUGUCAUAAACUUCAAGAAGCAUGCUAUGAAACUUUUUUGGGUUUAGUGCUUAACUUGAUUAUACAGUAUUUUUUUUAUUUUUCCACAAACCACCCAUAUCCCACCAAUGCAGGGUGACCUAAAAAUAAAAACGAAAGUAUUAUUAUUGUUGUUAUUGUUAUUUUACCAAGAAGCAAGCACUGGUCAUGAAAUUAAUUAACUUGUAUUGACAUCAUUUCCAUUAGGUCAUUGAAAUAUGAAUCUGGGUUAAUUUCAUGUAACAUUUUUGUAAUACCAAAUCUGGGUUAAUUUCAUGUAACAUUUUUGUAAUACCAAAUCUGGGUUAAUUUCAUGUAUCAGUUUUAUAAUACAGCAUAAAGCAGAAACUAAACUGUAUGGCUUUAAAAACUGGGUCAUUCUUCAAAAAUAAUAUUAAUAUUGGUAGCUUUCUCUUGAAAUAUUUGAUUAUGGUAGCAAAUAUGACUCGAGAUCUUCAAAACAUUAAAAUAUACAUGUGCCAAAUAUAUUAAUGCAAAAAUGAAUGUACAGUGGACCCCCGGUUAACGAUAUUUUUUCACUCCAGAAGUAUGUUCAGGUGCCAGUACUGACCGAAUUUGUUCCCAUAAGAAAUAUUGUGAAGUAGAUUAGUCCAUUUCAGACCCCCAAACAUACACGUACAAACGCACUUACAUAAAUACACUUACAUAAUUGGUCGCAUUCGGAGGUAAUCGUUAUGCGGGGGUCCACUGUAUUUUGCAGGUGUUUUAAUUACAGUACAUAUCCAAGGAACUACAUUUUGAAACCUGGAUUAAACUGUGAUUCAGAAGAAAGCAUUAGUGUAAUUAUCUAUUUGUCAUGAUCACCUAAUGUUUUAGGAUUUAGCUGUUUGUCAGUGCAUGUGGAUGUAUGUAAUGCAUGUGCAUCAUUGUCUACAUUGAAUGCACACAUGUAUAUAUAAUUAUAAAUACACACACACACAAUGCAAUAAAAAAUUAUGCAUAUGAUUACUUUUGUCACCACAAGAGCAGGGCUGUGCCUUUCCCUGGCUCCCAUUCCACGCUUAUUUGUGAAGGAAUGUUUUCUUGUAUCCAAUUGUCACUGCUUUUUCACUGUUCACAGUUUCCCCUCUGUUGAGUUUGAAAAGAUUUCAUAGUAUUUUGUUUUGUCCUUUUAUGAUCUUGCUUGUGGCUUUUAUGCUUCCUCUUUUGUGAUCUUGCUUGUGGCUUUUAUGCUUCCUCUUUUGUGGACUUGCUUAUGGUUUUUGUGUUUUCUCUUUUAUGAUCUUCAUUAUGGCUUUUAUGUUCCCUCUUUUAUUCCUAUCAACCAGUGAAGGCAUCUUUAGUUUUUUUUUUUCCAGAAAUUUAACAUUAUCUACUGGAACACCACUUGUUUAUUAAAAUUAAUUGAUCUAAAUCAGUGUAUGCAUUUGUCAAGUUAGGUAUCAAUAUGCAUUUUUGUUUUAACAGGCUGGCAGUAUCCCACCAAGGCAGGGUGACCUAAAAAGAAAAACAAAAGUUCUUUUUACAUUUAGUAAUUUCUACAGGAGAAGGGGUUACUAGCCCCUUGCCCUGGCAUUUUAGUCGCCUCUUAUGACACACAUCAUUUAUGGAGGAAGAAUUCUUCUCCACUUCCUCAUGGAGGAUGUGCAUGUUUUUUUUUUUUUGUUUUUUUUUUUUUCUUCCAACAAGUCGGCCGUCUCCCACCGAGGCAGGGUGACCCAAAAAGAAAGAAAAUCCCCAAAAAGAAAACACUUUCAUCAUCAUUCAACACUUUCACCACACUCACACAUUAUCACUGUUUUUGCAGAGGUGCUCAGAAUACAACAGCUUAGAAGCAUAUAUGUAUAAAGAUACACAACAUAUCCCUCCAAACUGCCAAUAUCCUAAAACCCCUCCUUUAAAGUGCAGGCAUUGUACUUCCCAUUUCCAGGACUCAAGUCUGACUAUAUGAAAAUAACCAGUUUCCCUGAAUCCCUUCACUAAAUAUUACCCUGCUCACACUCCAACAGAUCAUCAGGUCCCAAGUACCAUUCAUCUCCAUUCACUCCUAUCUAACACGCUCACGCACGCUUGCUGGAAGUCCAAGCCCCUCGCCCACAAAACCUCCUUUACCCCCCCUCUCCAACCCUUUCGAGGACGACCCCUACCCCGCCUUCCUUCCCCUAUAGAUUUAUAUGCUUUCCAUGCCAUUCUACUUUGAUCUAUUCUCUCUGAAUGACCAAACCACCUCAACAACCCCUCUUCUCCCCUCUGACUAAUACUUUUAUUAACUCCACACCUUUUCCUAAUUUCCACACUCCCAAUUUUCUGCAUAUUCCCUCAUCAAUUCUAUGAUUAACCUCAUCCUUCAUAAAUCCAUCCGCCAACACGUCAACUCCCAAGUAUCUGAAAGCAUUCACUUCUUCCAUCCUCCUCCUUCCCAAUUUGAUAUACAAUUUUUCUUUAUCUAAAUCAUUUGAUACCCUCAUCACAUUACUCUUUUCUAUGUUCACUUUCAACUUUCUACCUUUACAAACAUUCCCAAACUCGUCCACUAACCUUUGCAAUUUUUCUUUAGAAUCUCCCAUAAGCACAGUAUCAUCAGCAAAAAGUAACUGUGUCAAUUCCCAUUUUGAAUUUGAUUCCCCAUAAUUUAAUCCCACCCCUCUCCCGAACACCCUAGCAUUUACUUCUUUUACAACCCCAUCUAUAAAUAUAUUAAACAACCAUGGUGACAUUACACAUCCCUGUCUAAGACCUACUUUUACCGGGAAGUAUUCUCCCUCUCUUUUACACACCCUAACCUGUGCAUGUAUUUUUUUUUUUUUUUUUUUUUUUUUUUUUCAACAAGUCGGUCGUCUCCCACCGAGGCAGGGUGACCCAAAAAAAGAAAGAAAAUCCCCAAAAAGAAAAUACUUUCAUCAUCAUUCAACACUUUCACCACACUCACACAUUAUCACUGCUUUUGCAGAGGUGCUCAGAAUACAACAGCUUAGAAGCAUAUACGUAUAAAGAUACACAACAUAUCCCUCCAAACUGCCAAUAUCCCAAACCACUCCUUUAAAGUGCAGGCAUUGUACUUCCCAUUUCCAGGACUCAAGUCCGACUAUAUGAAAAUAACCGGUUUCCCUGAAUCCCUUCACUAAAUAUUACCCUGCUCACACUCCAACAGAUCGUCAGGUCCCAAGUAUCAUUCGUCUCCAUUCACUCCUAUCUAACACGCUCAUGCACGCUUGCUGGAAGUCCAAGCCCCUCGCCCACAAAACCUCCUUUACCCCCUCUUUCCAACCCUUUCGAGGACAACCCCUACCCCUCUUUCCUUCCCCUAUAGAUUUAUAUGCUUUCCAUGUCAUUCUACUUUGAUCCAUUCUCUCUAAAUGACCAAACCACCUCAACAACCCCUCUUCUGCCCUCUGACUAAUGCUUUUAUUAACUCCACACCUUCUCCUAAUUUCCACACUCCGAAUUUUCUGCAUAAUAUUUACACCACACAUUGCCCUUAGACAAGACAUCUCCACUGCCUCCAACCGUCUCCUCGCUGCUGCAUUUACCACCCAAGCUUCACAUCCAUAUAAGAGUGUUGGUACUACUAUACUUUCAUACAUUCCCUUCUUUGCCUCCAUAGAUAACGUUUUUUGACUCCACAUAUACCUCAACGCACCACUCACCUUUUUUCCCUCAUCAAUUCUAUGAUUAACCUCAUCCUUCAUAAAUCCAUCCACCGACACUUCAACUCCCAAGUAUCUGAAAACAUUCACUUCUUCCAUACUCCUCCCCAAUUUGAUAUCCAAUUUUUCUUUAUCUAAAUCAUUUGAUACCCUCAUCACCUUACUCUUUUCUAUGUUCACUUUCAACUUUCUACCUUUACACACAUUCUCAAACUCAUCCACUAACCUUAGCAAUUUUUCUUUAGAAUCUCCCAUAAGCACAGUAUCAUCAGCAAAAAGUAACUGUGUCAAUUCCCAUUUUGAAUUUGAUUCCCCAUAAUUUAAUCCCACCCAUCUCCCGAACACCCUAGCAUUUACUUCUUUUACAACCCCAUCUAUAAAUAUAUUAAACAACCAUGGUGACAUUACACAUCCCUGUCUAAGACCUACUUUUACCGGGAAGUAUUCUCCCUCUCUUCUGCAUACCCUAACCUGAGCCUCACUCUCCUCAUAAAAGCUCUUUACAGCAUUUAGUAACUUACCACCUAUUCCAUAUACUUGCAACAUCUGCCACAUUGCUCCUCUAUCCACUAUAUCAUAUGCCUUUUCUAAAUCCAUAAAUGCAAUAAAAACUUCCCUACCUUUAUCUAAAUACUGUUCACAUAUAUGCUUCAAUGUAAACACUUGAUCUACACAUCCCCUACCCACUCUGAAACCUCCUUGCUCAUCGGCAAUCCUACAUUCUGUCUUACCUCUAAUUCUGUCAAUUAUAACCAUACCGUACACUUUUCCUGGUAUACUCAGUAAACUUAUUCCUCUAUAAUUUUUACAGUCUCUUUUGUCCCCUUUCCCUUUAUAUAAAGGGACUAUACAUGCUCUCCGCCAAUCCCUAGGUACCUUCCCCUCUUUCAUACAUUUAUUAAACAAAAGUACCAACCACUCCAACACUAUAUCCCCCCUGCUUUUAACAUUUGUCAUGAUCCCAUCAGUUCCAGCUGCUUUACCCCCUUUCAUUCUACGUAAUGCCUCACGUACCUCCACCGCACUUACAUUCUGCUCUUCUUCACUCCUAAAAGAUGGUAUACUUCCCUGGCCAGUGCAUGAAAUUACCGCCUCCCUUUCUUCCUCAACAUUUAAAAGUUCCUCAAAAUAUUCUCGCCAUCUACCUAAUACCUCCCUCUCCCCAUCUGCUAACUCCCCUACUCUGUUUUUAACUGACAAAUCCAUACUUUCCCUAGGCUUUCUUAACUUGUUUAACUCACUCCAAAAUUUUUUCUUAUUUUCAUUAAAAUUUCUUGACAGUGCCUCUCCCACUCUUUCAUCUGCUCUCCUUUUGCACUCUCUCACCACUCUCUUCACCUUUCUUUUACUCUCCAUAUACUCUGCUCUUCUUAUAACACUUCUGCUUUGUAAAAACCUCUCGUAAGCUACCUUUUUCUCUUUUAUCACACCCUUUACUUCUUCAUUCCACCAAUCACUCCUCUUUCCUCCUGCCCCCACCCUCCUAUGACCACAAACUUCUGCCCCACAUUCUAAUACUGCAUUUUUGAAACUAUUCCAACCCUCUUCAACAACCCCCCCCCCCCCCCGCACUACUCAUCUUUGCACUAGCCCACCUUUCUGCCAAUAGUCGCUUAUAUCUUGCAUGUAUGUGUGUAAUAUAAAUGUGUAUGUUUGAAUGUGUGUAUACAUGUUUGUCUUUGGAAGAUGUAUAAUCAUAUACCACACAAGUGGAAAAGUAGAAGGAAAAUAUCAGACAUGCACAUGUAAGGUCCUUAUACAUAUUUCUCUUAUUUUGAUUUUUUCCUUGUACUGUUUUCUUAAUAUGUGCUGAGGGAACCUACACUCUCCACAUUGUUUUUAAUUCAGGCAAGUAGUGACUGCUUCACUUAAGCAAUAGCCAAAUGACCAUGUGAACUUCGACGAACAUUUCAGUUACUGCAAUAAAAGUAUUGAUAGAUUUAUAGGAAUGAAAUGUUUAUAGAAUACUCUACAUGAGGCCAUCCCUUCAAGAAAGAGAAGUUCCCAGAAGGAACAUGCAUUUACCAAGGUAAACAUUGGAUUAGUUAGGACUUUAAUGUUUCAGAUAAAGGAUUCACAUAAUCCCACACAGGUUUUGGGAAGUACCAUUUCAGAGGUCCCAUAUAUUUUUUGUUGUCAUGUUAGAAAUUUUGUCUCUCAUAAAAGGGAAGUGUCCAACUAGGCUGUUGAAGUGAACAAUUCUGUUAUUUUUUUAUAUACUGUAUAAAAAAUAUUUUGGAAAUACGUGUAUCAAUACUGUUUCCAUUUAGAUUUUUGAACAAUAAAUUUCCUUUUAAU